AUGUCUACUAUAAUUAAAUUUGAAUUGAAGGAACUCCGAGAGUUAGCAAAUGACAAAAAAUCUUGUGUUAUCGAAAAAAAGGUUAUCCAAAAUUUAGCGUUACAGCCGUGGUGUCUUGGUAACUUACAGGAUUCGAUUAAAAACUUGUUGGAUUAUAAAAUAGGCAAAUUUGACAAAGAAUUCAAUGGAAUUCUCAUAAGUUACAAAAAUUUGCGAAUACUACAAAACAUAGGUGCGAUCCGUAAUGACAAUGCUGAUAUACAUUUCCAAGUUCAGGCAGAUUACUUCCUGUUUCGACCUUAUGUUGGAGCCACUCUGAAGGGAGUAGUUAAUAAAAAAAGUGCAACACAUCUUGCGAUUCUGGUACAUAGGGUUUUCAAUGUAGUUAUUCCGAGACCAACCGAGGAACCUGGCAAUUAUUGGAGCGGAUCUAACAUCGAGGAGGGACAAGAAGUAGUGUUCCAGAUUGUUGUUCUAGAUCUAUAUGGAGCUUUACCUUACAUCAGAGGAAAGCUUGACGAGCAAUGGCUGAAAGAACUACAAGAUGGUGACGAUGAAAUAGAAAUAAAAAGAACGAAACCGCUGAAGAUAUCUUAUGUUGAUUUUGACAAGACAAAACCAAAAUAUGCACCUGACAAAACGCUAAACUCAUCGGAAAAUGAUAUAGCUGAAAACCGCCACAGUAAUGACAUAACUGAAAAUAAUGUUAAACAAGAGAACAUUACAGAAACAAUUAAAAGUAAAAGAAGAAGCAAGAUGAAUGACCUCGAAAAACAAUAUUCAGAGGAUGCACCGAGUAAACCCAAGAAACGCAAAAAAGACAAACAAGAGUAG
Molecule: messenger RNA, 834 nt
Organism: Danaus chrysippus (African queen)
Lineage: Eukaryota; Metazoa; Arthropoda; Insecta; Lepidoptera; Nymphalidae
Source: the annotation of a GenBank genome assembly